AUGUCCGGGAUUGCAUGUCCCUUUUGUCAGAAGAAGUUUCAGGCACAGGACCUCAUUACCCACUGCCGGAUCUGCCGAGCUCUCCAAGCUGAGGCUAGCUCUGCCGGUCAACAAACCAAGACAGACACCCAGCGGUCCAGGCAGCCUGUUGGAGCCGGUGAACGCACAUCUAACCGCGUAUCAGAGGAUUUUUCUACAAGGAAGGUCCAGGAUAGUUCCAAACGCUCCUACGUUCAACAGGAACAGGAGAGUUCUCCUUCUAGAAACCACUCUGCAAACACUCCUGCGAGGACUUCUGAUCCAGCAGAGGGCGAAGAGUCCCGAGAGGAGUGUCCCCAUUGCGGUCGCAGGUUCAUUUCUAGUCGCCUUGAGAAGCACGUCAGUGCAUGCGCUAAGCUUAGUACGCGGAGAGUCCCAUCCUUCAAUCCUCAUGACCAGCGCUGGAGGAAUGUCAGCAAUGAAGAUAGGCAGCUGGUCAACGAAGCAGAGCCAAGCACGCCGAUGUCGCGUUCCAUGGUGAAGUCCAAAACCCCUGUCCGCAAGAAACUCAACUGGAAUACAUCAGAUAUGGCCGCAAGCUUUGGGCAAGAAAAGUUGGCUUUCAAUCCCACAUAUGAUGACAAUGUGGCCCCCCAGCGGCCCGUUCAGCAUAGCCCGCCGCCGCCGCAGCAACAGCAACAAUCUGACGAGAAGCCCAAAGAUUCAGUAAAGGAAGAUCGCAUCCCAGAGCCACGUUCACCAGAGCGUCCUAAAUCUGCCAUCCAAAGAGAUGAGCCAACAGAUCCCCGUAGUGUCCCAGACCCUGCUUUCAUGGCGUCAGCUGUCGAGUCUAAGCAUCGACACAGGCACCGUCGCCGCCAUGAGCACGGGCACACUCCACGAGUGCCUUCGGAGACAUCUCGAUAUGUGUCUAGCACUCCUGGCCAUACUGUGCCUGCAUAUGUCUCGGGCGUGCCAGCACACCUCGUGCAGCAGCCAGCGCAGCUUACUCAUCAAACCCCUCUGGCCAUACCGCAGCUGUCAACCGUGGCAGUAUCAUCUGGCGUUCCUGGGCUUCCUGUGCGAAUUAUGGCCACGCCUCCAGAGCUGUGCACCUUUUGCAUUUACUGCGGCUUAAAAUUCCAUCCAGAUGCGGUCUUUUGCGGAAAUUGUGGUAGUAAGCGACAAUCCUAUGACCAGAUUUAUGGUGCACCCCAGUGA
Giardia duodenalis is the source of this 1200-nucleotide messenger RNA. RefSeq names its product C2HC-type zinc-finger domain-containing protein. The coding region runs from base 1 to 1200 and encodes 399 amino acids. The record is from RefSeq and is a predicted model, not a curated record. The transcript has a single exon. NCBI's taxonomy places the organism in Eukaryota, Fornicata, Diplomonadida, Hexamitidae.